Messenger RNA from Alternaria atra, 1383 nucleotides. RefSeq lists its product as uncharacterized. The record is from RefSeq and is a predicted model, not a curated record. The transcript is spliced from 5 exons. Bases 1 to 1383 code for a protein of 460 amino acids. Gene Ontology annotation, molecular function: O-methyltransferase activity. Lineage: Eukaryota; Fungi; Ascomycota; Dothideomycetes; Pleosporales; Pleosporaceae.
AUGAUUGCCGAACACCAAUCCACCCUGCUCGAGCUAGCAAGAGAGGUCCAGCAGUUGACAAUUAAGAUCGUCGGUGAUUUGACCGACAAGAAAGUGCCGGAGCCUUCGUUCGCCAUCGAUUCUGACACUAUCCCCGAAACUCCGGAACAGAUCAACUUGCGCGCUUGUCUUAAUGAUGCUGCCCGUGACCUGCUACGUCUCGUCAACGGUCCCAGAAACGAUGCACGCACGUUCGUAUGCUAUCUGUAUGACUUGGCUGCCUGGCAGGUAGCAUGCGAGUUCAACUUCUUCGAGGCUAUCCCAGAAGAUGGAUCAGCGACCAUCAAAGAGAUUGCUGAGAAGGCCGGUAUGGACGAAGACCGCGUCGGUCGCUUUCUCCGAAUGCUCUCUUCCGAUCGCGUGUUCCAAGAGGUUGAGCCGGAUGUGUUCAAGCACACAUCGAGAAGCGUACUCUACUUGAAGGACAAGCAGUGGCGCGAUGUGAUGCAUUACCAACUAGAUGAAUUCUUUAGGGCAGCUUCUGAGACCUCCGAGAGUAUCAAAGAGUCGCCAACGGUCACUGAUGGGAAAAGAAACGCCUUUGUGACACGACACGGUGUCGAUCUCUUCGGGUACUACAAGCAAGAUCCCAAGCGAGCAGCUCGCUUUGCAAGCGCAAUGGCCGGCGUAUCCAGGCUUGAGAGGCACUUUGACAACCUCAAGGAGAGCUUUCCAUGGGACAAAAUCAGUGGCCGAAAGGUCAUUGACGUUGGAGGCGGAAGUGGCCACAUGAGCGUCAAUCUUGCUCGGACUUUCCCCAACCUUGAGCUCAUCGUGCAGGACUCGCUGACUAUGCUGUCGUCCGCCUCGCAGAACGACUUCUCGGAUCUCAACGGACGCGUCACAUUCAUGCCUUAUGACUUCUUCACUAGACAGCCAGUAUCAGGUGCAGCAGCGUAUCUGCUACGAUAUAUCACCCAUAAUUGGAGUGACGAAGACUGCAUUCGCAUUUUCAGAGCACUGGUGCCUGCCUUGGAGAAGAGUCCCGCUGGGACUCCAAUACUGAUCAACGACGUCGUCAUGCCAGCACUUGGCGAAGCCUCCAGAUACCAAGACAACCGCAUGCGCCAGGUCGACAUUAUGAUGAUGUUGGUCCUCGGAGCCAAACAGCGAUCAGAGGAACAAUUCCGUCGGCUUCUCUCCGACGCCGACCCGCGACUCAAGAUCAAGGCCAUUCACGGCAAAGGCAACAUGAGCCUGAUCGAGGCAUAUCUUGAUACUGAGGGCGCUGGAGAAGCGCCUAGAUCGGCUGUUGCUGGGGGCUCGGCUACUGCGUCUUCCACGGACCAACUGCAAGAAGACCCAGCUUUGGCAAGCAGCAAGCGCACCGGGUCUCGUAUGUAA